This is a messenger RNA of Naegleria gruberi, 1914 nucleotides long. RefSeq lists its product as uncharacterized. Bases 1 to 1914 code for a protein of 637 amino acids. The record is from RefSeq and is a predicted model, not a curated record. NCBI's taxonomy places the organism in Eukaryota, Heterolobosea, Eutetramitea, Acrasida, Naegleriidae. The transcript has a single exon.
AUGAGUCAAUCACCUCAAAACCUAGACGAAUUUGUUCAAAUUAUUCGAAACUCUAACGCCACCAUGAGGUUAGCAGUAACUACUACUUUGAAACCAUGGGUUGAAUCAUAUGGCUACCUCUACGGAUUUGAUUCUAUUAGAAAACAAGUUAAUUAUGAAGAUUUAACACCAGUUUCUGAUUGUAUAAAAUCAGAUAACAUGAUUGAAAAUGAUGGCUUUAUUGGAACUGCAUCGAGCAUUUCAUCUGCAGUGAAAGCUCACAAAAUGAUUUAUCCAGAGAGGAAAUCUGAAUUGGAAUUGAGAAAUUUUUAUUCGCUUCGUUACAUUCCUAAAAGUUUAGUUGUGGCAUCGAGUGUUUCAAUGGAGCAAAAUGUUGAAUUCCUAUCGAAUAUUAUUGACAAUAAUAUUGGAUAUUUAAAUGCUUCUUCUCAAUGUGGAACACCUCAAGUUCUUUCUAGAGAUGCUGCUUGGGCAAGAUAUGGAUUCUCAUUUGUUAAUUUCACAGUUACUGAUAUUCGAAACGUUGAAAGAAUGUAUAAUAUUUCAAUUAAUUUUGACAAUAGAUAUGCAAAUACAGUGAUUGAGAAGUAUAGAAACUAUGUCUAUUUCAAUGAGAGUAUGAGUUCAGUUCUGAAACAAAUGUCAGAUUCAUCAUGUAUGCAAUGUCCAUAUGAAUUGUGCUAUGCUUUCGGUUCACAAGAUUAUGCUUCAUAUAUUGGUGUUGGAAUUGCCAUAUUCUAUUUUAUAUUGCUGUUUUCACUGGGAAUGUUCAGAUCAUAUUCUCUCAAGAGAAGAUUAUUCGUUCCUUAUUUACCUUUAUUUGGAAUAUUGAGAAAUUUUUCAAAUACUCAAAUGUUGUCUGCAUCCUGCCAAUCUGUUUCUAGACCAAUGGCUCUAUUUGCUUCAAUAGUGAUUAUUGCUGUAUACUUUUUUACGAUUAUGAGAUAUGUCUAUAUGAGGAACAUGUAUUCAUUCCUUUCCAAUUCGAAUAAGAGUACCGCUUUCCACAAGAGAAUUUUAUCAAUUCCAUUCGCACUUUCAAUGUCCCUUGCUUUCAUUUUAGUACUUUCAAUCAUUGUAGUUUUACCUCCAACUGUUGCUUUUGAAAUAUUCAAUGACAAUAAUAUUAUUAAUGGUGUUGGAGCUGGAGUAAUUUUCCUUUCUCUAAUUUCAAGUGUGAGCUUUUUGAUGGUUGACUUAUUUUUGAAUAGGAAUAAUAUCAAAAGAUAUGGAAUUUUAAAGUUCUUGUUCUUUGAUGAUCCAAUUUAUCUCAGAAUUGACAUUGCCUUCCAAGCCAUGAUUCUCAUCUUUUUGAUUCUCUACAUUUCAGUCUCAUUUGUUGAAACCAUAUUUCCAGCAAUUAUGGAUGUUUGCAUCUCAAUAUCAGUCAUUCUCAUUUGUGGAGGAAACGCAAUGAUUAUUGAGAUCUCUAAAAAGAUCAUCUACAAGGACAGAACUGCUCAAACCCAACAAUCAGAUCUGGAAAAUCUAAUGGAGAAGAAUAAGGAAUUUUACACACUAAUGAGUGAAUAUUCAAGGAAGGAAUUUUCAUAUGAGAACGUUGCCUUCUACGAUGCCAUUUUGGAUUACAAGAGCUCACGUAAAUCCCUCUCAUUAGAUGACUUGAAAAGGAUUGAAACAGAAUUCAUACAUCCCUUCUCAAAGUAUGAAGUGAAUCUGCCAUCACAAGUGAAGAAGGAUCUCUCCUCUCUCAUUCAAGACCUUUCUGUUCCUUCGAAUCAAUCAGAUCAUGAGACUAAGAUCAAGACAAGAAAGCAUCAACUCAUAGAGACCAUGUUUUUAGAGUUGUGUAAAAACCUUACAGAUACCUUCCACCGAUUGAAACAAACUCAACAAUAUUCACAAUGGUUGGCUGUUUACCAACUUCAAAAGGAAAAUUCUCUCAAUGUCUAA